CAUCCCCAUCGUCAGACGGUGAGGAGAGCGAAGCGGACGCGAGGCGAGAAGCGGGAGGAGGAUCAGCGGCAGGAAGAGCCGGUUCUGCGGGCAGCGGCGCGAGCGCGAGGCGUUUCCUUCCCUUCUACUCGGUCGGUGCGGAGCUCUUGAUUCGCGAAGACACGCCAUGUCGGCCAAGGCCAUCUCGGAGCAGACGGGCAAGGAGCUCCUCUACAAGUACAUCUGCACGUCAGCAGCGCUGCACAACCGCUUCAAGUACGCUCGGGUGGGCUGCGACACGGACUGGGAGCGCCUCACCCAGGAGCACCCGUGGCUCCUCGCUGAGCGACUGGUGGUGAAGCCAGAUCAGCUCAUCAAACGCCGGGGGAAGCUGGGCCUGGUGGGCAUUGACCUCGACCUGACGGGCGUGAAGGAGUGGCUCAAGUCACACCUCAUGAAGGAGACCGUGGUGGGGAAGGCCAAAGGCCUCCUGAAGAACUUCCUCAUCGAGCCAUUUGUAGCCCACAAGCAGGAGGAGGAGUUCUAUGUGUGUAUCUUUGCUACCCGGGAGGGCGACCAUGUGCUUUUCCACCACGAGGGUGGGGUGGACGUGGGCGACGUCGAUGCCAAGGCGCAGAGAUUGCUGGUGGGAGUCGACCAGAAGCUGGAAAGCAGCGCAUUGAAAAGCCACCUGCUGUCCCAUGUGCCUGAUCAUAAGAGAGAGGUCUUAGCCAGCUUCCUAGUGGGACUCUUCAACUUCUACGAAGACCUGUACUUCACAUAUCUGGAGAUAAACCCUUUGGUGGUCACCGAGGAUUGCGUCUAUGUGCUGGACAUGGCAGCCAAGAUCGACGCAACUGCGGACUACGUGUGCAAGGCCAAGUGGGGUGACGUGGAGUUCCCCCCUCCCUUUGGCAGAGAGGCGUACCCUGAGGAGGCCUACAUCGCUGACCUGGAUGCCAAGAGUGGCGCAAGUCUCAAGCUCACUCUCAUCAACCCCAGUGGGAGGAUCUGGACCAUGGUGGCUGGAGGAGGGGCAUCUGUCGUUUACAGUGACACCAUCUGCGAUCUGGGUGGUGUGAAUGAGCUGGCCAACUACGGCGAGUACUCGGGGGCACCUAGUGAGCAGCAGACAUACGAUUAUGCCAAGACCAUCCUGUCCCUCAUGACCCGGGAAAAGCACAAGGACGGAAAAGUCCUCAUCAUAGGUGGAAGCAUUGCUAACUUCACUAAUGUGGCGGCUACCUUCAAGGGCAUUGUGCACGCCAUCAAGGACUACCAGGGCCCCCUCAAGGAGCAUGAAGUCACCAUCUUUGUGCGCCGCGGUGGCCCCAACUACCAGGAGGGACUAAGGGUGAUGGGAGAAGUAGGGAAGACUACUGGGAUCCCCAUCCAUGUGUUUGGAACUGAAACACACAUGACCGCCAUCGUUGGCAUGGCGCUGGGCCAUCGACCAAUCCCCAACCAACCACCUGUGGCUGCCCACACAGCCAACUUCCUGCUCAACUCCAGCACCAGUGUAUCGACUCCAGCCACCACCAGGACUGCCUCCUUCUCUGAGUCCAGUCCACCCAGUGAGGUUACACCUGCAAAAAAGUCCAAGCCUGGGGUUCCACCAGAACAACAGGCUUCAUCAGACAAAGCUGGAGCAAAAGCUACCACACUUUUCAGCAGGCACACAAAAGCCAUCAUAUGGGGCAUGCAGACGCGGGCAGUGCAGGGCAUGCUGGACUUCGACUACGUGUGUUCUCGCGAUGAGCCCUCUGUGGCAGCCAUGGUCUACCCUUUCACUGGAGACCACAAACAGAAGUUUUACUGGGGCCACAAAGAGAUUCUACUGCCGGUGUACAAGAACAUGGGGGAUGCCAUGAAGAAACACCCUGAGGUGGAUGUGCUCAUCAGCUUUGCCUCAUUGAGAUCUGCUUUUGACAGCACCAUGGAGACCAUGCAGUACCCCCAGAUACACACCAUUGCCAUUAUUGCAGAGGGCAUCCCAGAAGCACAGACCAGGAAACUUAUCAAAACUGCAGAUGAGAAAGGUGUCACCAUCAUUGGCCCAGCAACGGUAGGUGGUAUCAAGCCUGGCUGCUUCAAGAUUGGGAACACAGGAGGUAUGCUGGACAACAUCCUGGCCUCCAAGCUGUAUCGCCCCGGCAGUGUGGCUUAUGUGUCCCGCUCUGGGGGGAUGUCCAACGAGCUCAACAACAUUAUCUCUCUCACCACUGAUGGAGUCUAUGAGGGUGUGGCCAUUGGUGGAGACAGGUACCCUGGUUCUACUUUCAUGGACCACGUGCUCCGCUAUCAGGACACUCCUGGAGUGAAGAUGAUUGUUGUCCUGGGUGAAAUUGGUGGCACUGAAGAAUAUAAGAUCUGUCAGGGCAUCAAGGAGGGUAGGAUCACCAAGCCUGUAGUCUGCUGGUGCAUUGGGACCUGUGCCACCAUGUUCUCCUCAGAGGUACAGUUUGGUCAUGCUGGGGCCUGUGCCAAUCAGGCGUCUGAAACCGCUGUGGCCAAAAACCAAGCCCUAAGGGAAGCUGGAGCCUUUGUCCCUAAGAGCUUUGAUGAGCUGGGAGAUGUAAUUAAAACGGUUUAUGAUGACCUCGUUGCGAAAGGAAUCAUUGUCCCUGCACAAGAGGUGCCCCCUCCGACAGUACCCAUGGAUUACUCCUGGGCGAGGGAGCUUGGUCUGAUCCGCAAGCCUGCCUCCUUCAUGACUAGCAUCUGUGAUGAGCGUGGCCAGGAGCUCAUCUAUGCAGGCAUGCCCAUCACAGAGGUCUUCAAGGAGGAGAUGGGCCUUGGAGGGGUGCUGGGGCUCCUCUGGUUCCAGAGAAGAUUACCUCGAUAUGCCUGCCAGUUCAUCGAGAUGUGUCUAAUGGUGACUGCAGACCAUGGCCCCGCUGUCUCUGGUGCCCAUAACACCAUUGUCUGUGCCCGUGCUGGAAAGGACCUCAUCUCCAGCUUGACUUCAGGCCUGCUAACCAUUGGUGACCGUUUUGGAGGCGCUCUUGAUGCUGCAGCCAAGCAGUUCAGCAAGGCAUUUGAUAGUGGCCUGCUUCCCAUGGAAUUUGUCAACAAGAUGAAGAAGGAUGGCAAGCUGAUCAUGGGCAUUGGGCACAGGGUGAAAUCGAUCAACAACCCGGACAUGAGAGUCCAGAUCCUCAAAGACUUUGUGAAGCAGCACUUCCCUUCUACUCAGCUGCUGGACUAUGCAUUGGAUGUUGAGAAGAUCACCACCUCUAAGAAACCAAACCUCAUCCUGAAUGUAGAUGGCUUAAUAGGGGUGUCCUUUGUGGAUCUCCUCAGGACGUGCGGGGGUUUCACAAGGGAUGAGGCAGAUGAGUUUGUGGAGAUUGGUGCUCUCAAUGGAAUUUUUGUCCUCGGCCGCAGCAUGGGAUUCAUUGGACACUACCUUGACCAGAAGAGACUUAAGCAGGGUUUGUACCGCCAUCCUUGGGAUGACAUUUCGUAUGUCCUUCCGGAACACAUGUCCAUGUAACCAUGUCAAUGGGACCAUUUCUCAUCGGUGACAAGGCCAAGGAUGACUGCUUUUCCCUUGUAGCUCUUUUUUUUUUUUUUUUUUUUUUUUGCAAAGGGAGGGGGUUUGUGACACUGGAGGACAAAGGCUGUUGUUCUCCACCCAGCCCUGAAGAACAUCCUUGUCCUGUUAGUUCAGUUGAAGGUGCAAGUUGAAGAAACGUACCAAAACGAGUCCGAUCCAGAAUGGUUGUCACUACAGAGGGAUAUUUAUAAGGUGGUGAUUUGGAUUUUGUUUCCCAAAGACUACAUCAUUUGCAGCAGGGCAAAAUUUUUCUUUUCUUUUUUGCUUAUGAGCUGGUCUUCAGUGUACUAAUGUCUUUGGAAGCCAGUUGUGCUAUAGACCCUAGUGCUGCUCAUGUGCCCAAAGCUGCCUGUUUUCUUGUUCACUACCAAUUAGUUGGCCUCGCUGCCAUUGCUGGCACUACGAAUCUAUUCUUUUACUCUUCCAAAGAAGGCUCUAUAAAUCUGUUUUCAGCUGUCCGCCACACAGUGCAAUGAAGACCUUCACAAUAUGAAAACUGAGAAUGUUGUUUUUAGAUUAUAGCCAUAUAAGUGUUUCUGUGGUCUGAGUGUGUGCAACAUGCCAGAGAAGAUGCUGACUUGGACAGAAGUUUUCAUUGUUAUGAGUGAAGAUGAAAUCGUGCAUAAACCAUACUGAGUUGCUAGUGCCAUCAAGCUCGUCUGGUCGGGGUGCUGGGAAAAGUGCUGCUCUGUGUCGAGGCCCCUGGAUACGGCCCGGGACCGGGACCAGGAGCAGACGGAGCACUGAGUACUUUGUGGGUAAGGCAGGAGAUUCACGGCUUUUUAUUCUCUGCCUUUCCCCGCUCGCCCCCCCAUGUGAACGCAGAACAAAGUUGGGAUAUCGGCAUCCUGUUUUUUUUUUCCCCUUUUCUUUUAAGUAUUAAAGUAUUAAUUGUACUAAUUGAACUGAUGCAGUAAAUUAAUAAAAGUACUUUGGGAGAAACUA
This is a messenger RNA of Scleropages formosus (Asian bonytongue), 4483 nucleotides long. Its product is annotated as ATP-citrate synthase. Gene Ontology annotation, cellular component: cytosol. The coding region runs from base 167 to 3475 and encodes 1102 amino acids. Gene Ontology annotation, molecular function: ATP citrate synthase activity. Gene Ontology annotation, biological process: citrate metabolic process; fatty acid biosynthetic process; acetyl-CoA biosynthetic process. The transcript has 29 exons. NCBI's taxonomy places the organism in Eukaryota, Metazoa, Chordata, Actinopteri, Osteoglossiformes, Osteoglossidae. The record is from RefSeq and is a predicted model, not a curated record.